UCCCGACCGGCGCCUUUUCUUUGCCGGAGGCGCGAGGCAGCAGAGGAGCCCGGGCCCAAGGCAGCAGCAGCAGCAGCAGCCGCAGCCACUCCGGACUCACAGAGGGACCCGCGCGGGAAGGAACCGGAGGCCCAGCUCUCUCGCCACCGCCACCGGAGCCAUGGGUUUGCUAGACUGCUGUGCCAGAUGCCUUGUCGGGGCGCCUGUUGCCUCUCUGGUGGCCACCGGACUGUGUUUCCUGGGGGUAGCUCUCUUUUGUGGCUGCGGACAUGAAGCACUCACGGGCACAGAGCACCUGGUCGAGACCUACUUCUCCAAAAACUACCAGGACUAUGAGUAUCUGGUGGAUGUGAUCCAUGACUUCCAGUACGCCAUUUACGGGAUUGCUGGCUUCUUCUUCCUCUUUGGAGCCCUCCUCUUGGCCGAAGGCUUUUACACCACCGGCGCUGUCAGGCAGAUCUUUGGCGACUACAAGACCACCAUCUGUGGCAAGGGCCUCAGCGCUACGGUAACAGGGGGCCACAAGGGGAGGGGUUCCAGAGGACACCGGCAAGCUCACUCUAUGGAGCUGGUGUGUCAGUGUCUGGGAAAAUGGCUAGGACAUCCUGACAAGUUUGUGGGCAUCACCUACGCUUUGGCUGUCAUCUGGCUCCUGGUGCUGGCCUGUGCCGCAGUUCCCGUCUACAUCUACUUCAACACCUGGACAACAUGCAACUCCAUUGCCAACCCCAGCAAGACGGCAGCUGGCAUUGGCAAUCUCUGCACUGAUGCCAGGAUGUACGGUGUCCUUCCGUGGAAUGCCUCCCCAGGAAGAGUGUGCGGCCAGAGCCUCCUUUCCAUCUGCAAGACAUCUGAGUUCCAGAUGACUUUCCACCUGUUUGUUGCUGCGUUUGUGGGUGCUGCGAUCACUCUGGUGGCCCUGCUCACUUUCAUCAUUGCCGCCACCUACAACUUUGCGGUCCUCAAACUGAUGGGCCGGGGCACGAAGUUCUAAACAGCGAGGGAGAGGCGCCACCUUUGCAAGAUGCUCUUUCCUCCUCUAACUACAAGGCUUUAACCCGGUUGCUCCUCUGCACCAAGUCUCCUCCUUUAACUCCACCUGACUGCCUGUUUCCCCUCCUUUUUCCUUUAGCAGCUGCUUGGAGGGGAGCCAGUGGAAAGGGAGACUCACACGCACCCAAAACACACACACACACACACACUCCUCUGUUGGUGGAUGGACUCUUUUUGGCAGCCCCUUGGCUCUCUGCCUUGGCCCCCACAGCGGCCCUCUGGCUCAGCCCAGAAGGGAGUCUCCCUGAGAGCAACCCAGCAGGUCUGUUCCACUGCUUCUGCUCCAAAGGAGAAAGAAAUCCCAACUGUUAGGUGCUGAGGCCAUCCUACUCCAGAGCCAGAGCCAGAGCGAGUAGAGAGAGAAAGGCAUGUGCUCAGGAAGGCUCUCCUUGGCACAAGAGAUGGGUCUCAGCAGGCAGAGGAAGGAGAGACAUACAUGUGCAGCCCUGCCUGUCGCUGCUCAGGUGUGGGGGGAGGGGAUUAGAGCAAGGAUCUUCCCACAAUGGGGAGAGAGCACUGACCCCAGCAACAAGGCCAACAAGGAUCCCUCCUUUCCUGUAACCUAACCCACCCAACUGACAAGCAAGAAGCAGCUUGGUGCCCCCCCACUCUCUUAGCUGGAACGGGGGACUCUUUGCCUUUGCACUUGGGCAGGGAAGAGCCAGGCUGUUCUUCUCGUGUCCCAUGCGCUGCCAUUCCUAAGCAUUUGGACAUGGUCUUCCCUGUGGGGCCAAAUCCAUAACCAGCCGUCUCCAUUGCCAUUGCUUGAGUUUGCAACACUAGGGGCUCAUUUGCCCUUUGGCCAUCUGCCUUCCCUCUUGCAGCUAGCAUGGAGCCACCUCCUUCUGACCUUCACAAUGGUGCUCUUCUUCUCUCCCUUGGUGUCUUAGGUUGAGGCAUGGAUGAUGACCUUUUGCAGAGCAUAUAAACAACUCUGUAACAUCUUUCCCCUUCCCUGCUCUUUAUUGUCUCCUCUGCAUCUUAAAGGCUCACCCCAAGCCUGUCCCAGUUAUCUAGAGCCAUGUAGAAACCCAUGGCUUGAUGCUCCAUGGCCAAACACUCCUGGAACUAUGCAAGUGUGAUCAUUGGGCUGGUGUUUCUUUGCUGGGGCAAUCAAGAGCGCACAAAGCCAUGGGCAGAGCUGCCUGCGCUGGUCUCCGUGGGAUGAGGGUGGUCUGAGGCAUAUGGCGGGCAGAGCAGGGCAGAUGCCCAAAGCAAGGGAGGGAAGGCUUGGGCCGCCACCACACACAGGGACCACCAGGGAUGACGGUGGAGGAUCAGGGCCAAAAGGGGAAGGGGUGGGGAGGCUAGAAACUGACCACAUCGGGGACUAGGAACGUCAUCCAUACCUUUAUCCUUCACUUUGAUUUCCAUAACACAUAAUCAGGACUUAUGCUCCUUCCUUCCCUCCCUCCUUCCCAACUUGCCCCUGAAAAUAAAUACAAGGAGAACAAAAAUAAUUAAUAAGCUGAAAGUGUUCACUUCUGAUCUUGAAUUUCAACUUUUUUUUAACAAAGCAUAAGGGAUUGUGUUUUUACAGACUUACCUUACAAGGUGUAUUUUAUAAAAUUAAAGAAAAUAAAAGUAAAGAAU
Molecule: messenger RNA, 2646 nt
Organism: Sceloporus undulatus (fence lizard)
Lineage: Eukaryota; Metazoa; Chordata; Lepidosauria; Squamata; Phrynosomatidae
Gene: PLP1
Product: proteolipid protein 1
Exons: 7
Coding region: 161-994 (277 amino acids)
Biological process (GO): axon development; central nervous system myelination
Cellular component (GO): plasma membrane; myelin sheath
Molecular function (GO): structural constituent of myelin sheath
Source: RefSeq, a predicted model, not a curated record